AUGGUGAUCACGAUCGUGCAGAAGGAGGCGCUGCAAGGUCUUUGCUCCAAAGAUCGCCUUGAUCUGAUGGACGCGAUCGACCGCCUACGCUCCGAGGGCAUCGACCAUCUCAUCUCGCUGCCCCAGAUCAUCGUGGUCGGUGACCAGUCAUCUGGCAAGAGCUCUGUUCUAGAAGCCAUCUCCGGCGUCCCCUUUCCAGCCCGAAGCAGCCUCUGCACCCGGUUCCCCACCGAGGUCGUGCUGCGGCGAACCUCCCAGGUCAGCGCGCGUGUCUCAAUCGUCCCGCACAUGUCGAGAGACGACUCGGAGAAAGCCUCAUUGUCCAGCUUCGACGAGAAGUUGGACACUUUCGAAGACCUUGCCCGGGUCAUCGACGAGGCGAAAUCCGCCAUGGGGAUAUCGGUCCACGGGAGGGCAUUUGCUCGAGACCUGCUGCGCGUGGAGAUCUCAGGCCCCGACCGCCCACAUCUGACCAUCGUCGACCUGCCUGGCUUGAUCCACUCCGAGACCAAGCAUCAGAAGCCCUCUGACGUCGAAUUGAUACAGGAGACGGUCGAGUCGUACAUGUACGAGCCACGAAGCAUCAUCCUGGCAGUCGUGUCGGCGAAGAACGACUUCGCGAACCAGAUCGUCCUGAAGCUCGCAAGAACGGUCGAUCCCAGCGGGGAACGGACCCUCGGUGUCGUCACGAAACCCGACAUGUUGAACCCAGGGUCCGAUAGCGAAGCUCUGUACAUCUCGCUCGCCCGGAACCAGGAGGUCAACUUCCGCCUCGGCUGGCAUGUUGUCAAGAACAUGGACUCGGAGAAGGAGACUGGUUCGUUCCAUCGACGUAAUACCCUCGAGGCAGAAUUCUUCGCUCAUGGGGUGUGGACUACUCUUCCAAGCACCAUUCUUGGUGUCGCUCAUCUUCGAAGCCGACUAAGCAAAGUCCUCUUGAAACACAUCACAGCGGAGCUUCCCAGUCUCGUCGCCGAGAUCGAUGUGAAGUGUCAAGCGUGCCGUAGUCAGAUGGAGAAACUUGGCCGGCCCAGAAAUACGCACUACGAACAGCAGCAGCACAUGAUCACAAUCUCGGAGUCGUUCCAGCGCCUCGUGCGAAAUGCUGCGGAUGGCAACUGGACGGAUUCCUUCUUCAAAGACGUCGAGACUGACAAUGGCUACAAGCGCCGCCUCCGCGCCUUCGUCCAGAACUACAACGAAGACUUUGCUGCAAACGUCCUAAAGAAUGGUCAGCGUCACCACAUCAAGGAAGAGGGGGAAGAGGCCAGCAGCACCCCCACAGAUGCCACAUCUAUCUCACGAGAUGACUUCAUUGAGAGAAUCGUGGCAAAGAUGUCCCGUUCCCGCGGCAGAGAACUUCCGGGAUCCUUCGACCCCAUGAUCAUCGCCGAGCUGUUCCGCGAGCAGGCUAGCCCCUGGGAGGCCCUCGCGGCAUCCCACGUCCAGCGCACGUGGGAUGCUUGCAAGGUCUUCCUCAGACAGGUCAUCGACCACGUUGCAGAUACCAAUACGUCAUCGACGGUUCUGCAAAGGAUCAUUGGGCCAGCGAUGGACGCCAUACUGGCAGACCUUCGAGACAGGACGAGCCAGAUCCUCAAGCAGCACCAGCAGCUGCAGCCGAUCACGUACAACCACUACUUCACCGAGACGCUGCGAAAGAUCCGGGCCGACAGCAGCCGCGCCAAGGUCGUUUCCGUGAUCAUGAAACACUUCCGUACAAAAAGCUUGACUAUCGUUUCGCAUGGUGAACAGGAUCUUGCAACCUUGGUGAAUAAGAUCACAAUGGGCACCACCGAGCCUGACAUGAACAAGUUCGCAGCGUCAGAAGCCCGGGAUAUGAUGAUGGCAUACUACAAGGUAGCCAUGAAGCGCUUCGUCGACGACAUCGCCGUGUCCGUCAUCGAGACAGGGCUUGUUCUCGCUCUGCACAAGAUGCUAUCCCCAGCCGAAGUGUACAAGAUGGACGCGGAGCUCGUGGCCAGCCUGGGGGGUGAGACCGAGGAGAAUCGCGUGGGCAGGGAGCAGGCCGUCCGGCAGCUAGAGGUGCUGGAUAGGAGCGCCCAGAUCUGCCGCCAGUUUCCUGUUGACGGGAUGGGCAGUAAGGAUUCCCCAAUAAGCUGA
Molecule: messenger RNA, 2124 nt
Organism: Microdochium trichocladiopsis
Lineage: Eukaryota; Fungi; Ascomycota; Sordariomycetes; Xylariales; Microdochiaceae
Product: P-loop containing nucleoside triphosphate hydrolase protein
Exons: 2
Coding region: 1-2124 (707 amino acids)
Cellular component (GO): cytoplasm; microtubule; membrane
Molecular function (GO): microtubule binding; GTP binding; GTPase activity
Source: RefSeq, a predicted model, not a curated record